AUGAAGACUAUGAUUCUACUGUUUUGUCUUCUAGGAUCAACUCAGUCAUUACCACAGCACAACCCUGCUUCGGGACUUCCUCCAACAAAGCUGGCUCCAGACCAGGCAAUACUGUUAAACCAACAGCAGCCAAAACAGGUCUUUCCUUCCUUACAUCUAAUACCAUUAACACAGUUGCUCACACUGGGGUCAGACCUGCAACUGCUAAAUCCUGUUGCAGGGAUGACACCAGGUGCCCAGACCCUUCCUCUGGCCCUGGGGAGGUUGAAUGUACAACACCAGCUGCAACCACAAAUGUUACCAAUUAUUGUAGCACAACUUGGAGCCCAGGGUACUGUCCUAAGCUCAGAGGAAUUGCCAGUGGCCCCACAAAUCUUCACAGGCCUCAUCAUCCACCCCUUGUUCCCAGGAGGUAUCCUGUCCACCAGUCAGACAGGGGCCAAUCCAGAGGUCCACAAUGGCAUCCUUCCUGCAGGACAAGCAGGAGUAAACCCUGCUAUCCAGGGAACCCCAGGGGGCCACCUCCCCACACCCAGUGACACAGAUGAUGAGUUAGACGUGGCCACUCCUGCAGGAAUCCUCAGGGGCAUGCACACUACCGAGGAAACCACUACGGAAUCACCAAAUGUAACAAUGAUUUGCAAAACUUCUGACAGCGAAGGUGUGGCAACAUACAGCCAAGGAUUAUUGGUUAGGCAUAUUGCGGACUAUCCCUCUAUUCAGGAUUUUCUGAUAUUUUCUCAUGAUUCAAUUGAGGUUACAGAUUUCAAGGAAGAUACCACAGAGGUGACCUGCCCUUCUCAGUGCUUCAUUCAGGAGGUAAAUGGACGUCACAGUGGAGAAGGGACACACCUGGGGGAUAUUUUGACAUCCUUUAUGGACCUGUUUGACUGUCAAGUGAUCAGAGGUGCUAUUGAUGCAAACUGGGCUAGUUCUGUUAAAGUCCUGUGA
Messenger RNA from Tupaia belangeri chinensis (Chinese tree shrew), 951 nucleotides. It is a transcript of the gene AMTN, whose product is annotated as amelotin. NCBI's taxonomy places the organism in Eukaryota, Metazoa, Chordata, Mammalia, Scandentia, Tupaiidae. The coding region runs from base 1 to 951 and encodes 316 amino acids. Gene Ontology annotation, cellular component: cell-cell junction; basement membrane. Gene Ontology annotation, biological process: positive regulation of enamel mineralization; odontogenesis of dentin-containing tooth. The transcript is spliced from 10 exons. The record is from RefSeq and is a predicted model, not a curated record.